This is a messenger RNA of Physella acuta, 1983 nucleotides long. RefSeq lists its product as uncharacterized. The record is from RefSeq and is a predicted model, not a curated record. NCBI's taxonomy places the organism in Eukaryota, Metazoa, Mollusca, Gastropoda, Physidae.
GGCACCACGAUAGCAGACGUAAAACCCGGCUUUGGGGUACGGUGGUUGUGGAGACCCGUGGAUUCUUAGACCGUGGAUGUCUUCUUAGUGUCAGAUUAGCGUGUGUUUGUUUUAAUUUACAGAAAGCUAAAAUUAAUACGAACUUUAACGCAUUAGAGUAAUUAGAGUCUGGCUUUUAAUUCUAAAAACAGAAAUAGGGUAGACCGUGUGUUCUAGUUCAGACAUUUAUGAAACUACCAAUAACGCGAACACUAUGAACAAUCAGAAUAGUAAACAAUCGAGUUUGUUUUCUUUUGUGGAUCGUAAUCACGUGAUCACAGCGCCGAUGCUCGUGUCCUGUUAACGGCAGCAGUAGCAGACGACUUAUCUGUAGCAGACACUGGACAUGUACGACCAGGAGCUCGACCCUAACGCCCCUUACGAUAACGUCGAAUUCCCCGUCCGGAAACCAGGCACGGGCACCUGGCCAGGCCCUGCGUCGUCUGGGAGUUCAACCAGUGCAGGGCCAUCUGUUAAGCUCUUCGGCCACCAGACGACAGGCCGCGGGGGCGGGGGUUCCAAACUCGCACCACUUGUAGAGGUCGAGGGGUCGGAAGGGGGAGACGGCAUCAUAAAGAUACACAACUUGGGCAUCACCUCGCAGACGACAGCAUCGGGCUCUUACACGCCCGGCUCCUACACAUCUGGCUCGUACACAUCCGGCUCCAGCACAUCCGGCUCCUACACAGCUGGCUCCUACACGCAGCAACAACACACCAGCCCUGGCAAGGUUAGUACCAUGACUGUGACGUCACAGAGCGCGCCUACUGCGUCACAGGGUAAUGGGCUUGUAGGCGAGGCUAACACAAACUCAACCAAACAGACUACCUCCAACGCCUCAACCGCCGGCACUGAGAUGACGUCACUGGCAGCCUUCCCCACAGCGACGACGACCACCACCACGACAACAACAACGCAGUCCUCGUCCGCGUCGGCCAAGCAGACGACCGCGGAGAAGACGGGCCGGCCGAUGAUCACGCUGCCCAACGACGGCAACACGUACGUGGCCACACAGGUCGCACCGAGUGAAACUCUCCGCAAAAAGACCACCAAGCAGGUAGAAAACGAGGAGGAAGACUUCAAACGUCAGGAUUUGAACCCAGGGGCCCGCCUGGCGCUGGAACGGGUCUACACCCAACACCCAGACUUCUACCAGCUCAACACCAAAGUGCUGGACGAGGGCAGCCUGCUCAAGCAAGAUGUGCUGGACAUCUACAGGAAAACUGGCGAGACGCUGACCUACGAGCAGCUCUUACAAGGUAUGCUGGUGGACGGUGAGCGGUUCCUGCUGGGCAGCUGUUGGCUGUACUACACGCACGUGCAGUUCUUAGAUGUCGAGGGCACGAGAACUCUACGAGAGCCCUACGGGAGAGGGCGAGUGGGGCUCACGAGCAAGAGGGCCCUAUUCUUGUCCACUGAAACCUACACAGACGCUAAUGUUGAGCAGUUCGAAGACCCAACCAAAAAGACGGACAAGCUGGGCUACAAGCUGGAGGUCUCCAAGCGCAGCACCAUCACCUUCAAGAACAUCCCCCUCAGCAACUUCCACAGCGCUGAGAUGGAGGUGGUCACGGGCACGGCGGCCCAGACAAAAAUCACCAAGAAGAUUGGUUGCUGCGCAUGCCUAGGGCUACCAACCAGCAAGUGGGUCGCCACACCCCCCAUGACCAGAUCCAUCAACGCCCGCGUCCUGCGGGUGGGCGUGUCCAUGCCGCCCUGGCAGACCCGGAUGUUCCUAGACAUCCACCUGGACCCCUCCAUGUCACUCACCGUGGCCCGAGACUUCAUUUCCCAGCUGCACUCGUUUGCCCCCCACAUGCAUUAGCCUCAUCUAUAGACUAGAACUUUGAUCAUUGUCACAUGUCGCGGUGUUUAGAGUAAGGACAACAUUGCAGUGUGGUUGUGUGUACGUUAUUUUUGUUUUGAUUUGAUACAACACACUCA